AUGCCGUUGGACGGUCAAGUCCACCAGUUGCAUAGCGUGCUUGGUCGCUUGCAAGGCCACCUGAAUGAGAUGGAGGCCUACGCACGCUACCACGAACGGUUGGUGAAGCGUCUUGAGAUGAUGCAGAACAAGCCUGAAGAGCACCAGGACGAGCUGAUUCCAGCUUACGUGCUCGACCUCUUAGCUGGACCAACUUCACAACUGGUUGAUCAAGUGCGAGUACUAUCGCAAAGGUUCGUUGCGGCUAUGACAGAAGACGAAGCUCUCUUCUACAAGUGGAUCAACGGUCUUGUGCUGUCGAUGAAUAGUGGCGGUGACGUUGAAUCCACGGUCAGCCCAAUAGAAAAUACUACCUACUCAGCGCUGUACGCGCAGAUCCAGGAAGUGCAGACGCUGUUCCAAGCCCACGCGACCCAGAUCCAGCAGAUCGAACAGGGCUAUAAAGCGGAGUGGGAGAAGUGGUCGAGUCGCCAAAAGUCUCGCUCGCGGGUGCAGCAGAUGGAGACAAAAGCGGAGAAGUUCACCCUUGAAGUGCAGACGCGCGAGCUGUUCGACCCGCAGAAGCUCUUUCUCCGAUCCCAACGGUCUUGGGAGACGUUAAAUACUAGCCGCUCGAAAAGUGCCGGUGCCAAUGUGCACCUGGCCUCACAAGAAGGGAUAGAGCGUCUUCAAAGCCAGCUAGCAAGCGUCAUAAAGGAGAUUACACAAGAAUACUGCGACCUAGAGCUGCGGUGA
This is a messenger RNA of Phytophthora sojae, 735 nucleotides long. RefSeq lists its product as hypothetical. Lineage: Eukaryota; Oomycota; Peronosporomycetes; Peronosporales; Peronosporaceae. Bases 1 to 735 code for a protein of 244 amino acids. The transcript has 2 exons. The record is from RefSeq and is a predicted model, not a curated record.